Molecule: messenger RNA, 1789 nt
Organism: Oncorhynchus keta (chum salmon)
Lineage: Eukaryota; Metazoa; Chordata; Actinopteri; Salmoniformes; Salmonidae
Gene: notum1b
Product: notum, palmitoleoyl-protein carboxylesterase b
Exons: 9
Coding region: 650-1789 (379 amino acids)
Molecular function (GO): hydrolase activity
Source: RefSeq, a predicted model, not a curated record
AGGACAGCAGCAGCAAGUGAUGCCAUCUGUCUUAUCAGCGCUGAGGGAAAACCGUUGGAAAAUCGUUGGAUAUCUCAAGAAAUAGAAGGGGGAUGCAAGCACUUUUUGGUGAAUCACUAAAACGAGCUUGAUUUGUAUUUUUAUAAGCAUUUUUACAUUUUACGAGUGACUUCAAAGUUGUUUUCUAUUUUUUUAAUGGUUUAAUAUAGCCUAUAUAUUUUUUUUAUGGUUUAAUAUAGCCUAUAUAUAUAUUUUUUAAAUGGUUUAAUAUAGCCUAUAUAUAUAUUUUUUUAAUGGUUUAAUAUAGCCUAUAUUUUUAUUUGAAUUGCAUUGCUUUUCCCCCCUAAUGGACGGGAUUGAAGGCGAAUGACGCACCACACUGAAAUGAUUUCAAUGUUUUACGUGUUCUAGUGUGGAGGCAUUUUGGAGUGGUCGGACAGCCCACGUCAAGCUCUAGAACCCUUGGCUAGAACACCUGAUUCUUCUGUCGAUAACACACUGAUGCCAAGGGGAACUCUUUCUCUCUCAGUUUACAUUUGACUCUCUUUGGCAAUUCAUCCACUGCAACGUUUCCCAUUUAGCUCACCAGACCAGACGAACUCUUGUUUAGUUUUUACCCCAAGGAACUAUUAAAUCGUUUUUCCCUUUUAUGGUUUUUGAAAUGACGAGCCAAAGUACUGAGAGAAGUAGGCCUAUAGGGACUCUGGCGUUGCUGCGUUCCGCUUUGCUGUUGGGUCUUCUUCACAUUGGUGCACCAGAGGCGAGGAGGCUACGGGGCAGCCGCGCGCACCACCGGAGAGCCUCCGCCAUGCCGUCCCCAACGUUAACAUACAGGGACCGGGUAGUAGAGGGGACCGGAGCCGGUGAGAGCUUCCCGUUAGACUUCACCGCUGUCGAGGGGAACAUGGACAACUUCAUGACCCAAAUUAAAAACCUGGCGCAGUCGCUGUACCCGUGCUCGGCGCAGAAGCUGGACCAGGACAUGAGGCUGCACUUCUUGGACAAUUCCUCUGCGACGUGUAACGAUGGAUCCCCAGCGGGGUACUACAUCAAGGAAUCUAAAGGCAGCAAGAGAUGGCUGAUAUUCUUGGAGGGUGGAUGGUACUGUUUCAACAGACAGACUUGUGACACCAGGUACCAGACAAUGAGGAGAUUCAUGAGCUCCCUCAAGUGGCCACGCACCAGAACAGGUACAGGUAUUCUGUCUCCUCAGCCAGAGGAGAACCCCUAUUGGUGGAAUGCCAACAUGGUGUUCAUCCCAUACUGCUCUAGUGAUGCCUGGAGUGGAGCCUCAGCAAAGACUGACCACAGUGACUAUGCGUUCAUGGGCUCAGUGAUCAUUAAGGAGGUGGUUAAUGAGCUGCUUACUAAAGGACUGGACAGCGCUAAGGUCCUGCUACUGGCUGGGAGCAGUGCGGGGGGUACAGGUGUACUACUGAACGUGGACCGUGUGGCGGAGCACCUGGAGUCCCGGGGACACGGGGAGAUUCAGGUCCGGGGUCUGGCUGACUCUGGCUGGUUCCUGGAUAACAAGCAGUACAGAUCUACAGACUGUCACAGCACCAUCAGCUGUGACCCUACUGAGGCUAUCAGGAGAGGAAUCAGGUACUGGGGUAGUGUGGUGCCAGAGAGCUGCAGACAGACUCACAUAGGAGAGGAGUGGAACUGCUUCUUCGGAUAUAAAGUCUACCCCACGCUCAAGAGUCCAGUGUUUGUGGUCCAGUGGUUAUUUGAUGAGGCCCAGUUAACAGUAGACACCCUUCUCUCCUCCCCUCCCCCCUCUCUCUAG